This is a messenger RNA of Arctia plantaginis, 261 nucleotides long. NCBI's taxonomy places the organism in Eukaryota, Metazoa, Arthropoda, Insecta, Lepidoptera, Erebidae. The record is from the annotation of a GenBank genome assembly.
AUGACUAAACAAGUAAAUAAAGAUGCAGAACGGUUAAACCCAUGUCUUAAGGAACAGGAACAGUCUUAUGCUUGCCUAAGUAAGAAUAAUUAUGAUCAAUCUAAAUGCGAAAAGUUCUUCGAUAAUUAUAACAUAUGCAAAAAGUUCUGGGGCAAAGUGUACACUGACAGAAAAACCAAAGGAUUAUAUCCUUAUAUGCCUCACAUUGAAGAUAGAGAAAAAAUAAAACAGCAAUAUUUCGACAAUGUUAAAAAUCAUUGA